UCAGUGGCGCUUUGAUUGGCUGCUCCGCGUCAGGUGGUCUUGUCACUGGUUUCCCGCCAGAGAAAGCUUGCGCCGCGGACUUAGCUGACCAAGAUGAUGGGAGAUCUGUGCGAAGUGCCGCGAGCUCGGAUCAACACCAGCAUGCUGGCCCAGUACAUCGGGCAGCCGGUGUGCUUCGUGGGCCGCGUGGAGAAGGUUCACCCGACGGGGACGUCAUUUGUCCUUUCUGAUGGAGCUGGAAAGAACACCACAGUGGAAUUAGCAGAACCACUUGACGAAGAAUUAUCCGGUGUGAUUGAAGUUGUCGGCAAAGUGACCCAGAAAGCCACAAUCAUGGGGGUGUCCUACUUGCCUUUCAGAGAAGACGUUGCCUCUUUUGAUCUGGGCCUUUAUGAUGAAGCCGUGAAGAUCAUUCAGGAAUUUCCUCAGUAUUAUCCCUUGGGACAGAAAGGAACGGAAUAAGUUUUUCCUCUUCUACCAACUAGGAAUCUGGAUUCUGCAGCCUGUCACCUCCUCCUAUAUCGUUUUACUCCAGCAGCCGGAUUUGGCUUCUGCUUUUACCUGAAUUCAUUGAUGUUUAUCAGGAACUGCAGGCUUACACAGACCCCCUCGGCCUGCUCCGAUGGGAGCCGGACUGUCGGGGAUUUUCUGUAAAUCUCAUGUAAUGUGUUCAUGUUGGAAAUAUAUUAUUUUUUAAAUUAGGAGUCUGCAGCUGUUGGGUGAGCUGAGAAUAGAACUGCAUUGUGCUAACUGGGGCCCCUCUGCUGCUGUAGGUGGACUCGCUAGAAGCAAGUGACUGUUGUCAUAGGGUGUCUCCUGUUCUUCCAUGGGAGCAAAGUCCUUGUUGUGCUGAGGACAAACAAGAGCCUACAGGAGAACAAGGCUCUGGAGUGGAAUAAAAAAAAAAAAAGUGAA
This is a messenger RNA of Bufo gargarizans (Asiatic toad), 915 nucleotides long. It is a transcript of the gene RPA3, whose product is annotated as replication protein A3. Gene Ontology annotation, biological process: nucleotide-excision repair; DNA replication; mismatch repair. NCBI's taxonomy places the organism in Eukaryota, Metazoa, Chordata, Amphibia, Anura, Bufonidae. The record is from RefSeq and is a predicted model, not a curated record. Gene Ontology annotation, molecular function: damaged DNA binding; single-stranded DNA binding. The coding region runs from base 94 to 462 and encodes 122 amino acids. Gene Ontology annotation, cellular component: DNA replication factor A complex; nucleus; site of double-strand break. The transcript is spliced from 4 exons.